AGUUGCAGGUCUCUACAUCUUCUUCGUGUUGUGCUCUGUUCAUUGGACUAAACCAAUUUUUCGUGUGUAGUUGUACAGCUUCGAACCGUUUCGGUCUCGCUCCUUGAACUUGGACUUGUUCGAAGAUGUUGCGCGGUGGCGGUCCACCGCUGGCGCUCGGCGGCAGUCAUUAUCCCGGCGGGCCGGGAACUACCGGACCUUCCGGAUCGACGUCGUCCUAUCCUGCUCCGCUGGGAGCCGCUGCUCCCCGGAUGCAGCUUCAGAUGCAGCAGCCGUUUCCCUUCGGAGCGGUUCCGGGACCAACCGCUGCCAUGCAGCCGGUGCAGCAGCUGCAGAUGCCAAUGACGCGUUUCAUGGGUGGGUCGUUUGGGACCGUUGGUGCUCCCGCGGGAGGCUUGCCCCGCUCAGGCACCUCCUCCUCGACUUCGUCUACCGCACCCCCCGCCCAGCAGCAGUUUUUCCAACCGACAAACGCGUCGAAUUACGGGCCUCAUCCAGUGGGGGCACCAGCAGCAUCACAGCAGCGGUCCGCAAAUCUUACUGUUGGAGGUGUGCAGCAGCAGUGGGGGCAACCCCUCACGGCGGGCAACACGACGGCCAAAGUAGCGGCUCCUGGUGCAGCAACGACGUCCAGCUCUGGUGGCGCGGCGAGUGCAAAUGGCGGUGUGGCGCGGUCGUCUGCGGGAGUUGGAGGUGGAGCGCCACCGACGCGACCGACGGUCGGCACAGCGCCUGCCUCCUCGUCAACUUCUAACAAGUUUGCAACUGUCAACACUGGUGCUGGCAGUCAACAAAGUCAAGGUUCUCACGGACAGCUGCAGCAACAGAGCCGCGGCUCCAACCUGGGUAACAGUGCCACAACGGGGCUUGCUCCUCAACAUCUUGCUGCUGCACAGACGGGACCAGGAGGGGGCGCAGCAGGAUCAUCUGCUUCCUCGUCUUCUACCGGCAGCCACAAGCUUGUUUCCGCGUCCGGAGCAGCGGAACAAGGAACCAGCCUGUCGCGGAUUCAGGUUCUGAGCCGGCUGACAAAGGAAUCCGAGGAGACCAUGCGGAUGAGCGAGUUAAUCGAGCACCUAGCCUGUGUGGAAAGCGUGAUUUACCAGGCCCUGGAAGUUUUGAAGCAGAACCAGCCCCACUUCAGCUUCUUCGUCCGCGAGUACUUUCGUUCCUCCUGUUGUCUAUCGCACAUACCGCUCGAGCACUACCACACCGGGGACAGACAAAAGCGACAACUGCACUGGGCCCAGAUCCUGGAGAGCUGCGGCAUGUCACUCGCAGGGUACUAGAGAAGUUCUAUUGGAGCUACUGUUCCCACUCUUUUGUUAUUUUAUUAGUUUUUUAGGUAGCUCCUAAUCCGAAACCGAUACCGAAGAAGCUUGCUCUACAUUUUUUUUUUGGCUGCAAAAAUAUUGAAAAUUUCGAUAAAGCUGAUCUGCGCAAGAACAUCCCAGGAUUCUGUGUGGGGAGGACGCCACGGAGCUGCACACCGGGGUGCGCACCCGGGUGCGGAACAUGAUGUACUACCUGCACGAAAAUUGUUUGGUGCUCCUGGACCUGGUUUGCCAGACCUUUCUGUCGGAGAUGGACACGCAGAACGGCACGAAGCUGAACCGGAUCGAGCUGCUCAACAUUGACCUGCUGAUCCGCGUGAAACGGUACCGGCGCAUGCGCAAGGGCGACCACCACCACGCACUGCGGCAGCACAACGAGAUGAUCACCAGCAGUUUGAAACAAAUGAUCCGAGCGGCGCAGGACCCCAGCAAGCGCCCGCGGAGCAAGGAGAACGGAACUUCUGCCUCCGGGAGCAAGAACAACGGCGCAGCUGCGGCCGCUCCAGCGCGCCCGAGGAACACCUUGGACGUCAUUUGGGACAUGCUGCAGGCCCGGAGUCCCGACCAGAAGAAGUGCAAGAUGAUCAAGCAAAAACUACGGGAGCUCACGCGGUUCGCGCCCAUUCAGAGGACCAACGAACACGGCGAGGAAUUGCUUGACGUGUACGACCGCAGCAACACGCACCUGGACCCCCCGAACGUGGAGCCAAGUACGAGAAAUUUCUAGUGAGAAAGAAAGAUGAGCAGUGUCCCUGUCAUGAUAUGAACGACGUUGUUGAAGAUGCACCUUCUUCGCGACCAGGUGGCACGUAGUUAUGUGAAAUCAGAAUAACUUUCGUGCACAGUUUGUUGUUUGUGAAGUGUCUUCAUUUAUUUAUAGAUUAGUAUAUGUUCGUGCAGUAUGUACCAUAGCCAGAGGAUGUGUAAACCAAAAUCACAACAGCGGAGGGCGCAUCAGUCGUGCCGUUCGAUGUUUUGCCGCCGAUGCUGCCGAAUUACGCAAACUCUCCGUAUCUGCCCGCAGUCGCCGACAACCAAUUCUUUUACACCAUAGUGCUGGACCUCGACGAAACCCUAGUGCACUAUUUCGAGGACCCCAAUUCAGGUGAGUAGAUCGAAGGCUUUUUGUAAGAUUGAUAGAUGUUUCUGAACUCAAACCAAAGUGGCAGAAGUCCAUGUCGUGCUAGUGCCUGCUACUGUUUUGCACCUUACUGUUGAUGUAAUCCACGUUAGGUGGCUACUACGACAUGCGCCCCGGGUGCGUGGAUUUUCUGAGCAAGCUGCGCCAGAUUGGUUGCGAGGUCGUUGUUUGGACGGCCGCCACGAUGGACUAUGCGGACUGGGUGCUGGACCAAAUCGAUCCUGAUAAUAACCUGAUUCACCACCGCCUGUACCGGCAGCACGCGGUCCCCUGGGGCCCGCUUUUCAUCAAGGAUCUCGCGAAAUUGGGAAGUACUUUUGAAAUAAUGAAUGUGGGUUUGAAGAUAUCUUUAGAGUCAUAGGGGCAGUUGGAGUUGUAGUUCGACGGUUCCUCUCUCUACCACGUAGACGUACCUGGCUGCCGUACUGCCCGUUCCUGGAAAUAGAGGACCGAGUUUCUUGUAUUGUACAGCGUUGUACUAGUGGCCCUCUGAGUCCGAUAGCAGGUCGUAACGUGAAAAAACUUGAAUCAGACUUCGUGCUUGGUUUUGCAUGAAAUAAAAAACCGUUCUUCAGGACCGCUUGAUCGGACCAUGAUUAUCGACAACGUGGCCGAGAUAUGAAUUGCAAAUAUGUCUGGGUCUGGGAGAUUGCGAGACUUGUCUUGCCAGUCUGGCAUGACUCUGAGCUUUGUAUUGCGCGGCCGCAAAGAGCUCCUCUUGCCUGUCAUGCAAGAACGCAGUUUCUCAUGCGGAGUACGCAACUCAGAACCACGGAAAAACUUGUCAUGCUUGGCAGCGCAUCAGAGUGCGCUCACUAUUUCCUUUUCUUGCAUCACAAAUCUCCAGACCCAGACAUAUUUGCAUUUGAUACGAGAAUUUUAUGUUGCAGCCCGACAAUGGAAUUUUCAUCCACGCCUGGUUUAUCAAAUGUAAAAGUGUCUGCGUCUGGAAGAUUGCGAGAUUUGUCAUGCUGAUCUGGCAUGGCCCUUAAAUCUGUAUUGCGUGGCCACAAACAGCCUCUCUCGCCUGUCGUGAAAAAGCGCAGUUUCUCAUGCGGAAUACGCAGCACAGAAGCACGAAUCAACUUGUCAUGCUUGGCGGCGCAUUACAGCGCAUUUGUUUAUUGACUGACUUGCAUCACAAGUUUCCAGACCCAGACAUUUUUGCAUUUCAUAUGGUUCGAGGACCCGAACGACCUGGCGCUGCUGGAUCUGCAGCCCCUGCUGGAGGAGCUGGUUGCCUCCCGCGUGACCGUCCCCUUUUUGCUCGACAAGUACAAGCUCGCCAUCCCCCACUGGGCGGGGCACGUGAUGGCGGAAGACAAUUUUUACGGGGAAGCAGGCGGGGAUGGCCAAAAUGGAACGCAGGAAGCAGGGGACAGACAACCUAUUCAGGGCAACGUCGACCAUGUAGAAGUAGUACAGCAACCACCUCCACCUCCGCAGGAAGUUGUUGCGGCAGAGCAGCAGCAGCAGCGGGCUGCCGGUUCGCAGCCGAAGGCGGCGCCCUCGUUCGGGCCCUACAGCGGUGCCUUCCAGGUGCAGCGGCCGGGCGGAGUACAGAGCAACGCACGGCAGAACGGCGUCGUGCCCACCACGACCACCACCGCAGCUACUAGUCGAAAGUCGUCCAAGACGCCGGGCGCGGCAGUUCUUGGAGCGGACGCGGGGACGCUGGGACAGCAGCAGCAGGGCGGCAACAAGCCGCGGGUGAUGAAAACCAGGAACUACACACCUGGGGCCGCUACGAGUGUCGUCGCCAACCAACCUGGCUCAGCGGUGGGGGGCGGUUCGGCUCUCGCGCCGACAACGUCGAUUCCCUACCAGUUCCAGCAGCAGCCAAUGCUCGCGGGGACACAUCAAAACAGUGGCGCGGUCGUCGGUGCUAGUAGAACUGCAGGGACCACUACUGGUGCUGGUGGUCUUGUUCCCACUUCCACACAAGCGAAUCCCUCUGUGUACCAUAGUGCCAGUAGUGCGAGUCUGUUGGCAAGACCAGCGCUCUCCUUGUCGCGGUCGCUCCAGCCGAUUCCGCAAGUGAUUCCGCAGCCACAGCAGGCCAAGACGUCCGCCUUUCAGCAGUCGCUGCUGCAGCAGGCCCAGCCGCAGGCGUACCAGACGCCGCAGACACAAGCCGCGCAGCCAAGUUCGCAAGGGGCGCACCCGCCGACGCAGCAACCGCACGCGGUGCCCGUGUUCCAGUUUGGUGCGGCUUUUCCCGGAAACCAAGCGCUCGCCGCCCACGCGGCAGCCUCGUUCCAACCGCCUUCGCGAGGGGGAAUGUUCAAAAGUCCACAACUACCGGCUGCGGUGCGGAAUGGUAAGUACAACCACGAUUAUUUACACGACGACAGAUGAACACAAUAGUUUUUGUAGCGGUAUGAAUACAAUUAGAGGAGCAGAACAUGUGAGAAUUAUGCUUUUCGCGAUCGUUUAAGUGCUAGUCCUGAACAACGAUUCGGAGAAGAAGUAAAAACCUGUAUAAAAAAUAAAAUCUCAGUUUCUGGUGGACCGCCCGCCGCCUCUUCCUCUUUGUUGCAGAAUCCCGGCCUAACUUUUUCGCCGACGAAGCUAAUGUCGCACCGCUUCCACCACUAGCAGAUCGCGGUCUACGAAUUUGAGUUCCUCUUUUGGCCAAGCGUACGACAAAAGGAAAACGAGACUCAGCCCAAUUUUAACGAGUGGUAAAAUUAUUGGGUUUCUCACCACACUGCACAUGAAUAAAGCUGGACAAAAUUAUCGAGAACAAGUUUGCUACUUACCGCAUUUGCUGCAUGAUUACCAAGUCCAACAGAAGAUGAAAAAUGGGCGAACACAUUGUACGUAUUUUUGUAGUAUGGUCAGCUACUUUACCACUUCGAACCACGUUGGCUCGCGCAAGAAAGUCUGCUCAUUAUUUUGCUGAAAUUUUGUUAUUCUACUCUGAAUUUUCAUAACCGUAGGGAGGUUUCCUUGCACAUGUGUUUUUUUGGAAAGUUGUUUUACUUGCUCAGUGCUGUCGUCGAUGCAGAUGCACGUUCCUGGAACAAAGCGCUUUGCUCAUGUCUUGUGGAAAGGCUUACUCCGUAAAUGAACUGACCCCACAACGUUUUCGUUGUACCCUCCAGGCACAGGGUGCAACAACGAGC
Messenger RNA from Amoebophrya sp. A120, 5603 nucleotides. The record is from the annotation of a GenBank genome assembly. NCBI's taxonomy places the organism in Eukaryota, Dinophyceae, Syndiniales, Amoebophryaceae.